Molecule: messenger RNA, 2057 nt
Organism: Cornus florida
Lineage: Eukaryota; Viridiplantae; Streptophyta; Magnoliopsida; Cornales; Cornaceae
Product: laccase-17-like
Exons: 6
Coding region: 1-1752 (583 amino acids)
Biological process (GO): lignin catabolic process
Cellular component (GO): apoplast
Molecular function (GO): hydroquinone:oxygen oxidoreductase activity; copper ion binding
Source: RefSeq, a predicted model, not a curated record
AUGCAUGCUUCUCUUAUGCCAACACCAGCAUUUGUGAGUUCUUUACUAUGUGUCUUGAGCUGUUUUUGGUUGUGUCCUGAGGUUGCAGUUACAACAAAUGCAGGCAUUAAUACAAGGCAUUACAAGUUCAAUGUAAGGUUGCAAAAUGUAACCAGAUUGUGUCACACAAAGAGCAUGCUGACUGUGAAUGGAAAAUUUCCAGGGCCUCGCAUUGUUGCUCGAGAAGGUGAUCGUAUACUGGUGAAGGUGGUGAAUCAUGUUCCGAAUAAUGUCAGCAUCCAUUGGCAUGGAAUCCGACAAAUUCGGAACGGAUGGGCAGAUGGACCAGCAUAUAUAACUCAGUGCCCCAUUCAAACCGGCCAGACCUAUGUCUACAACUUCACCACUGUUGGCCAGAGAGGCACUUUCUUCUGGCAUGCCCACAUUUCUUGGCUAAGAGCUACCCUUUAUGGACCAGUUAUCAUCCUCCCCAAGCGCCAUGUCUCCUACCCUUUUCAGAAACCCUACAAAGAAGUCCCCAUUACAUUCGGUGAGUGGUGGAAUGUUGAUCAGGAGGCGGUUAUUAGCCAGGCACUACAGAGUGGAGGAAGUCCAAAUGUCUCCGAUGCAUACACCAUUAAUGGCUUCCCUGGACCACUGUACAAUUGUUCUGAAAAUGAUACAUUUAAGCUAAGGGUUAAGGCAGGGAAGACAUAUCUCCUCCGUUUGAUCAACGCUGCACUGAAUGAUGAUCUCUUUUUCGGGAUAGCAAAUCACACCCUCACGGUGGUUGAAGCUGAUGCAAUAUAUGUCAAGCCAUUUGAAACAGACAUUGUCCUCAUUACACCAGGACAAACCACCAAUGUGCUCCUCAAGACCAAACUCAAUCCACCUAGUGCCACUUUCUUAAUGGCGGCUAGACCAUAUUUCACCGGUCGUGGCACCUUCGACAAUUCCACAGUUGCCGGAGUUCUUGAAUACGAAAACCAAUCUGGUUCAUCUUCUCCGAAAGGUCUUUUACUCCCAAGCCUCCCACCAAUCAAUGCUACCUCAUUCGCCGCGAAUUUCAGUAACAAGUUUCGGAGUUUGGCCAAUUCUCAAUUCCCUGCUAAAGUGCCCCAAACUGUCCGAAAGCGGUUUUUCUUCACCGUAGGCCUUGGAACCACCCCGUGCCCCAAAAACCAAACUUGUCAAGGACCUAAUAACAACACGAGAUUAAAAUUUGCUGCUUCGGUCAACAACAUCUCCUUUGUUCUGCCUACGAGAGCACUCCUUCAGUCCCAUUUCUUUGGGCAGUCCAAAGGGGUUUAUGCCACAGAUUUCCCAAACAACCCUCUAAUGCCAUUCAACUAUACUGGGACACAGCCCAAUAACACCAAUGUGGUCAAUGGGACCAAGGUGGUGGUGCUUCCAUUUAACACCACUGUUGAAGUGGUUUUGCAGGACACUAGCAUUCUUGGGGCUGAAAGCCACCCUUUCCAUCUUCAUGGCUAUAACUUCUUCGUCGUCGGCCAAGGGUUCGGAAACUUUGAUCCUAACAAGGACCCUCCCAACUUCAACCUUGUUGAUCCCGUGGAGAGGAAUACAAUUGGUGUGCCGUCUGGUGGAUGGCUGGCCAUUCGGUUUCGAGCUGACAACCCAGGGGUUUGGUUCAUGCACUGUCACUUCGAAGUUCAUAUAAGCUGGGGGUUGAAGAUGGCAUGGGUAGUCUUGGAUGGGAAGCUGCCCAAUCAGAAGCUGCUUCCUCCACCGUCUGAUCUUCCCAAGUGUUAAGACCUUUUACUGAGAAUCUGAGAAUCUUCCUCUAAGGAUUUACCUUUGCCAUGGCUUUUUCUUUUUUUUAAUAAUUCUUCUUCAUUUUCCUUUUCUGUAUGUUUUAAUUUUAAUGUGACAAAGAUUCAUAGAGAAGUGUCGUUAAAAGUCAACUUCACUACCGAGUUGGUUGGUUGAUUGUUUGUUUGUGUUGCUUUUCACAAUAUUCCGCAAGAGUCGAUUGUGAAUAAAGAGAAGAAACUUGUGGAGGCGGUUUUGUAUCAUUCAGGAGUUGUGGGAAGUUUAAUCACACUCUCUCUCUUUAA